This is a messenger RNA of Cervus elaphus (red deer), 712 nucleotides long. Its product is annotated as keratin-associated protein 6-1-like. The record is from RefSeq and is a predicted model, not a curated record. The transcript has 2 exons. Bases 17 to 412 code for a protein of 131 amino acids. NCBI's taxonomy places the organism in Eukaryota, Metazoa, Chordata, Mammalia, Artiodactyla, Cervidae. Gene Ontology annotation, biological process: keratinization.
CUCAACAACCAACAGCAUGUGUGGCUACUACGGAAACUACUAUGGCGGCCUGGGCUGUGGAAGCUACGGCUAUGGAGGUCUGGGCUGUGGCUAUGGCUCCUGCUAUGGGUCUGGCUUCCGCAGGCUGGGCUGUGGCUACGGCUGUGGCUAUGGCUAUGGUGCCCGCUCUCUCUGUGGAAGUGGCUACGGCUAUGGUGCCCGCUCUCUCUGUGGAAGUGGCUACGGCUAUGGCGCCCGCUCUCUCUGCGGAAGUGGCUACGGCUAUGGCGCCCGCUCUCUCUGUGGAAGUGGCUACGGCUAUGGCGCCCGCUCUCUCUGUGGAAGUGGCUACGGCUAUGGCGCCCGCUCUCUCUGCGGCUCUGGCUACGGAUGCGGCUCUGGCUAUGGCUCUGGCUUUGGCUACUACUAUUGAGGACACCACGGAAGACUCUCAUCCUCUACACCUGGACAUCAGGAUUCACCAAUUCUGAAUGAACCCCAUACAUUCUUCAUCCUGCUAAAGCCUUGCCUUCUGGUGCCCUCUGCAUCUGAUACGCCAACCCUUCCCUUUCUGAAUUUAAUGUCUAAAGAGUGGAAGAAUGUGAAAUUCAUUUGAGAACUCUAGUCAUGAUCUCUCAUUAGAAUGAUGCCAUCACAGAAACUCUCUUUUGACCUUCAUGCAGAAGGCUUUUCUCUAUUUUCCUAAUAAACCUGUUCAAUAUGGAAUCAUAAA